UUUUUUUUUUUGGCGGCUCUGCCAUUCACUCUCUCUAGUCUCUUCCUCCCUUCAUUGGCGGUGAGAGGUCGUUUCUGCCCUUGCUUUUCACCCGCAAUCUCAGGCUGCCAUUGCUUUGUACACGUAUUGAUCAGUCUGUCCAAGUUUCCACGUGUAGUGAUCAAUUACCAUACACCUAUCGGCCUUUUUCUUCUUGCUUUACCGAUUCCGAUCCCGAUCCCGAUCCCGGCCUCGACCUCCAUCAAGGUCAACACCCCCUGUUCGCUGAUAUCAGGCUUAUCCAUCGCAAUCAACAUCAGCAGAAUCUUGAUUCUGUUUGCUCUGCAAUUUCACAUCUAGGUGGUUAAUUACAACAACUUCAAGUUUUUAGAACUGGAAGGGGUGCUUUAUCUGCUUUCAACGUGCUGGCAACAGUGGCUCGGUUUUACUGGUAGUUGAUCGUUCGGCGGUAAACAGUGAUUAGUUCUGUACCUGCCUGGGAUUUAAGUGGAGAAACAGAGGACGGACUGUGUUAUAGUCACUGAGCUCGCGAAGCCGCUGAUUGCCUACUGCAUAUUAUAUGCAGAAGCGUUUACACAUCAUUCUGCUGCCACUGUUCCUUUGUGUAUUGGUUAAUACUAUCUUGAUCUCUUAUUCUUAUUCAGAUUGUUGGAACAGUGUGCAGUCAGAUUGUUUAACUGCUUUGAAUUCAGCUCUCGAAGUGCAGCUCCAUCUUGAUCGAAUCUCUCUCUCGACAUCCUCUUCUCCAUUUGUUCCUUCUACUCUUUUUAUUCAGGACAAAGCAGGACAAGAUCUAUAUGAAAUGACGUUCGAGUUUGGCAAAACUAUUGAUGAAUUAGAUGUGGUGGAGCAAAUCCUAUCAAUUCUGCCACCCAAAUCUCUGAAGCGAUUCCAGUGCGUCUCUAAAAGGUGGUAUGCUCUGAUCACCAGUCCCAGGUUCGUAGCUAAGCACCUCUCCAAUUCCACGCACAACAAUCUCUCCACUAGUGUUCUUAUGAAACGUGAAGUCCGUAAGGAUACCAACCCUGACGAGACUGAAGAGUUGUUCUCAUUCCUUCAUUUUCGAAAUGAUGAAGAUAAUGAUGUUGAUGGCGUGCAUGACGAGCAUAGUGUUCUUUCUAGUAUCCAGGAAUUCCAUAUUCCGUUUCCUACCGGUGUAAAGACUCCGAACGACUCGCUUAUAAUUAUAGGCCACUGUAACGGGAUCAUUUGUCUAGCUCAAGCAGUAUCUGGUGAGGUGAUUUUAUGUAACCCAGCAAUUCAUGAAUAUAAGCUUCUUCCACCCUCUCCACACCUUCCAGAUUCCGAUUGGCCAUGUAGCCCCUUAUUCCGGUUCAGAGAUGGUUUAGGAUUUGGACACGAUCCGAACUUUAACGAAUAUAAAGUUAUUAACAUUGGAUUUCCUGCUCCAGAAUUAUCUACACCUGAUGGAUUUAGCAUUUAUAAUCCUCCCAAAGCAGCUGUCUAUACCCUGGGUACUGAUUCUUGGAGAGAGAUCAGGACUGAUUCGUUAGAAACAGAAACUACCAUUCUUUGGCCCGAACAAUUCCAGAUGCACUUCAAGGAUAUGUGUUUUUGGCAGGGACAUGAGCAACAUAAGGAAUUGGAUGUGCUUGAUGAAGCCGAGGAGCAAUUCAUUAGGGAAGUUAUCAUUAUGUUUGAUACUGGGGAUGAGCUAUUUCAUAAUAUAAUGUUACCGGAUGAAUUUGAUUAUCCAUCAAAAAAUUAUUUCUUUGUGAGCCUUUUAGUGUGGAAGGACUCCGUUGCUCUUCUGGGAAGACAAAUCUGUCAGCUAUCAUCAUAUGGAAUAUGGGUGAUAGAUGAAUUUGGUGGUCACAACGGUGGUGCUUGGACAAAACACAUAACUUUUGACCUCCAUGUGGAACCGUUGAUAUUUUGGAAGAGCGAUGAGGUUCUUUUGAAUGAUCCAUACGACACUGAUUAUAGCGGACUUAUAUUCUCUUAUAAUCUCGGUACCAAAAACCUUAAAAAUCUUCCCAUUCGAAGCGAGCGGACUGACUCUACUGCUAUUGUGUAUGUGAGCAGUAUAGUUUCAGUAUUGGGAGGCAGCAAACCCAAGAGCAAAGAUAAUUCUACACCCAUUGCUGAAUUUUCUGUAUUUGAGUACCCUUCUCCACCAGUCGGUCAUUAUAUGGUUGAAAAGAAAACUUACUCAUAUUCGGUGUGGGCAAUCCCAUCAGAUGAUGUGUCUCUCAGGAUUAAGAAAGUGAUGGUGGGACUGCGGACUGAAUUCGGCGGCCCGGAGGUUGAUCCCCACAUUGCCGUUGUGGGUUCCAUUCGUAUGAAGCAUGAGGAUAUGCUCAACAAGUUCAGAUCUCUCCAGUCUGAUGUUAUUUCUUCGUACAAAGCAAAAGUUAAUCAAGUCGUUACUAGGAGUUCCUAUUUCCAAUGUAUUUCCCUCCUCAUUCAUUCAUCUUUCAAGGUGUCACCUGAGUUAUCGUUUACAACUGGAGUCUGUGGUGGACGAUUCCAUUUCUGUAAUGAAGUUAGGCCACAUUUGAGCCUCCUUUAUGGUUACCUGACAGAAGAAGAGAGGAAGAAAGCUCAAGAAAAAGUCAGUUAUCUGGAUGAAGGCCUCAGCAGCUUGAGCUUCUUUAUAACUCGACUUGCAUUGUACAAAAUUGACUACAAAGAUAGAAGUCUCAAAUCAUGGGAGAAGAUUGCUGAUUACCCCCUCCAAUUUGAGUAAUUCCUUAUUUCAUGUUUAUAAUUAGCUUGUAUUGAAAUAUAAGACUUUUGCCUGAGUGUCCCUGCUGUAGUCCUGUGACUCCUGUCUAGCACAAUCAGAUUUUGGAUUGCUACAUAUGUGUCAUGACAAUCUUAUUCCUGCACCUUCAUAAUGAUGAGUUUGUUCUUUUAGUACUUAUUCUGCA
This is a messenger RNA of Rosa rugosa (rugosa rose), 2894 nucleotides long. RefSeq lists its product as uncharacterized. Gene Ontology annotation, biological process: cyclic nucleotide metabolic process. NCBI's taxonomy places the organism in Eukaryota, Viridiplantae, Streptophyta, Magnoliopsida, Rosales, Rosaceae. Gene Ontology annotation, molecular function: 2',3'-cyclic-nucleotide 3'-phosphodiesterase activity; protein binding. Bases 560 to 2710 code for a protein of 716 amino acids. The record is from RefSeq and is a predicted model, not a curated record. The transcript has 11 exons.